Molecule: messenger RNA, 1652 nt
Organism: Oryza brachyantha (malo sina)
Lineage: Eukaryota; Viridiplantae; Streptophyta; Magnoliopsida; Poales; Poaceae
Product: probable L-ascorbate peroxidase 7, chloroplastic
Exons: 12
Coding region: 304-1353 (349 amino acids)
Biological process (GO): response to reactive oxygen species; hydrogen peroxide catabolic process; cellular response to oxidative stress
Molecular function (GO): peroxidase activity; heme binding
Source: RefSeq, a predicted model, not a curated record
GGGAGAACACACCGCGCCGCCGCCGGCCACAGCCGGCUGCCCUCCCAGAAGAGCGAAGCCCGCCGAGAACCGCGCGGUCCACCACCACCCUCGCCGCGUCCGGCGCGGACUAAACUAAACUAAACCCCACGACUCCCAGCGCACCACCAGCACCAAGCCACCAACCACCACUCCCAGCCAGCGAGAACCCCCUCGAAACCCAAGGCGGCGGGCGUGGCGGACUGACCUCUCUCCCUUCCCCAAAGAAGUCACACCUCGUGCCCAGAGGCCUGAGGCCACCGGCUCCCUCCCACCAACCCCACCAUGGCGGCCGCGCGACUCGCCGCCUUCCACGCCGCCGCGCCGGCGUAUUCCUCCUCCUCCGCCUCCCCGAACGGCCGCCGCGCGGCGCGAUCCAGCGCCGCCUUCCCCCCGGUGGCCCUCCCGCGCGCCACCCUCCGCGCCGCGGCCUCUCGGCUCCCCCAGAAGGCGAAGGCGGCGGGGAGCGGCCGGUCGGUGACGGUGAGGUGCAUGGCGGCGGCGGGGGUGGCGUCGGGCGCGGCGGAGCUGAGGGCCGCUCGCGAGGACAUCAGGGAGCUCCUCAGGACAACCCACUGCCACCCCAUCCUGGUUCGUCUUGGAUGGCAUGAUGCUGGUACGUAUGACAAGAAUAUUAAAGAGUGGCCACAACGAGGUGGAGCAAAUGGAAGCUUAAGAUUCGAUGUUGAGUUAAAACAUGGAGCCAAUGCUGGUCUGGUAAAUGCUCUAAAGCUUGUCCAACCUAUCAAGGAUAAAUACCCUAAUAUCUCCUAUGCCGAUUUAUUCCAGUUGGCAAGUGCUACAGCAAUUGAGGAAGCUGGUGGUCCAAAGAUUCCAAUGACAUAUGGACGUGUUGAUGUCACAGGUCCUGAGCAGUGUCCACCUGAGGGGAAGCUUCCUGAUGCUGGCCCAAGUGCACCUGCGGACCACUUGAGGGGAGUAUUUUACAGGAUGGGUCUUGAUGAUAAGGAAAUUGUGGUCCUGUCAGGGGCACAUACACUUGGAAGGUCCAGACCUGAACGGAGUGGUUGGGGGAAACCAGAAACAAAAUAUACAAAGAAUGGCCCUGGUGCUCCUGGUGGGCAAUCAUGGACAGCUGAAUGGCUGAAGUUUGAUAACAGUUAUUUCAAGGAGAUAAAAGAGAAAAGAGAUCAGGAUCUCCUGGUCUUGCCUACGGAUGCUGCAUUAUUUGAGGACCCAACAUUCAAGGUCUACGCAGAAAAAUACGCAGAGGACCAAGAAGUAUUCUUUAAAGACUACGCCGGAGCUCAUGCUAAACUCAGCAAUCUGGGUGCAAAAUUCAAUCCUCCUGAGGGAUUCACGUUGGACGGUUAAUGCGAUCCGCAUGAACCAGAUCGCUGUAGUGUCCAACCACUCGUAAGGAAAAGGAUCAAGAGAAAACAUCACACAACCCAAUUCCCUGCUCCAACUGUUGGGUCUGGAAAGUGAGUUUGUGAAUAAAAGAAAUAAACAAUACAGGCAUUGAGCGAGCCGGCAGACAGACUCGACGAGAAAAUUUUACUCCAUUGUUUGCACUAAAGUGACUAUUCGGUUUGAAAGAAUUUUACAGAAACUUCAGAGAAAUUGAACUGUUUCCGUGAAAAUCUUAUAAACUUAAGAGCCCUAAAACAACA